Oncorhynchus tshawytscha (Chinook salmon) is the source of this 1551-nucleotide messenger RNA. RefSeq names its product beta-2-microglobulin-like. Gene Ontology annotation, biological process: peptide antigen assembly with MHC class II protein complex; immunoglobulin production involved in immunoglobulin-mediated immune response; positive regulation of T cell activation. The record is from RefSeq and is a predicted model, not a curated record. The transcript has 4 exons. Gene Ontology annotation, molecular function: MHC class II protein complex binding. Lineage: Eukaryota; Metazoa; Chordata; Actinopteri; Salmoniformes; Salmonidae. Gene Ontology annotation, cellular component: MHC class II protein complex. The coding region runs from base 130 to 480 and encodes 116 amino acids.
UUAAUCGAAGUGGGUGCGGCUUCACUACAUAUCACGAAGAAUAUAUAUUUUGCUUUCUUCAGACACCGGCUGCAAAGUCUGUUUUGUUUGUCGCAGUUUUAUAUUUUUUUUCAGCCUUGGAAAGAAAUCAUGAAAACUGUUUUGUCCGUGAUCGCUUUCUGCGUCUUCCUGGGGUUCAUAAACGCAAAAGAAUCUCCCCCCAAGGUGCAGGUGUACAGCCGUAACCCAGGGCAACAUGGGAAGGACAACACCCUGAUCUGUCACGUGAGUGGCUUCCACCCCCCUGACAUCAGCAUCCAGCUCCUGAAGAACGGCAUGGAGAUCCCCGACGCCAAGCAGACAGACCUGGCCUUCGAACAGGGAUGGCAGUUCCACCUCACCAAGAGUGUUGGAUUCACACCAGCCAGCGGAGAGGAGUACACCUGCAGAGUCCGUCACCUGAAGGAUCUGAAGACCUACACCUGGGAGGCAGAUAUGUAAGGAUCUGGAACAGGACAUAAUGGGGGCCAUUCCAUCUGUGACCAGCCCUACACUAGAUCUGAGAUGACUGUAAUUUUCCCUGCUCAACAUGGGCUUUCAUUUUCAUUUUUGAUAACACUUUGUGCCAAGGUGCCAGUUUCAAGGGUUUCGAGUUUUAGAGAAUCAUUACUAAAUACUUAAAUGAUUACAGUUGUGUGGGUGACCUCUUCUAGAAAAUCUGCCAGUACUUCUGGCUGAGAAUCCAAUGUGUGGGUGACCUCUUCUAGAAAAUCUGUCUGUACUUCUGGCUGAGAAUACAAUGUGUGGGUGACCACUUCUAGAAAAUCUGUCUGUACUUCUGGCUGAGAAUCCAAUGUGUGGGUGACCACUUCUAGAAAAUCUGUCUGUACUUCUGGCUGAGAAUCCAAUGUGUGGGUGACCACUUCUAGAAAAUCUGUCUGUACUUCUGGCUGAGAAUCCAAUGUGUGGGUGACCACUUCUAGAAAAUCUGUCUGUACUUCUGGCUGAGAAUCCAAUGUGUGGGUGACCACUUCUAGAAAAUCUGUCUGUACUUCUGGCUGAGAAUCCAAUGUGUGGGUGACCACUUCUAGAAAAUCUGUCUGUACUUCUGGCUGAGAAUCCAAUGUGUGGGUGACCACUUCUAGAAAAUCUGUCUGUACUUCUGGCUGAGAAUCCAAUGUGUGGGUGACCACUUCUAGAAAAUCUGUCUGUACUUCUGGCUGAGAAUCCAAUGUGUGGGUGACCACUUCUAGAAAAUCUGCCGGUAUUUCUGGCUGAGAAUCACGUUCUUUUCUAUAAAAACAAUAAUUAAUGAUGGAUCAAGUAUAUUCAUUAUAUAUUUUUUUAGACGUGUGGGGACUCCUUGUAGUCCUUUAAUAUCCUUGAAGUUGGUACCAUUAAGUUGUGAGCACUAUUUUUUUUUAAACAUCAUUUUAAACACCUUUUGUUGAUGUGGUUUUAGUUACAAGCACAAAUCGUCAACAAUGUAAAAUUUGAUUAAAAAUAUAUUUAAAAGCCCAAAUAAUUUGCAGAACAUCCAUUGUUGUAUUUGCUUAUAAACUAGAAAAGUCC